AUGAAAUUGAUAUUGCAAACUAAAGACUGUGUCGAAAUUCCCAAGUUUAUCAGCUGCACUAGAAACUCGGCGCUCUUCGACGAACUUCAAAGGUUUGAAGUCUGCCUCCUGGGACGUGGCGAAGCGGAUGCCGCUGUUUCGUGCGAAUGCACUAUCGUUUUCGAAUACACUGAACGAUAUCCUCACGAAAAGCCCAUUUACGAUAUUUGCAAUGUCAAAGGGCUCACAUCGGAUCAAGUAGGAGAACUGCAUCGUUCGCUUGAUUCGGUGGCGCAACGUUCCCUCGGAUACAUAAUGAUAUUUGAUAUGCUUUCAGAAGUACAAGAACGGUUGAAUUUUACGUGCGAACGGUCGGCUAGCGAUGCAAGCCAAGGCAGAUGA
Molecule: messenger RNA, 381 nt
Organism: Dicrocoelium dendriticum
Lineage: Eukaryota; Metazoa; Platyhelminthes; Trematoda; Plagiorchiida; Dicrocoeliidae
Source: the annotation of a GenBank genome assembly